This is a messenger RNA of Lasiosphaeria miniovina, 938 nucleotides long. RefSeq lists its product as uncharacterized. The record is from RefSeq and is a predicted model, not a curated record. The transcript has a single exon. The coding region runs from base 166 to 795 and encodes 209 amino acids. Lineage: Eukaryota; Fungi; Ascomycota; Sordariomycetes; Sordariales; Lasiosphaeriaceae.
GAACGAACUUCCAUCAUAGGCGAUGGUUUGGGAGGGGGCCAACGGCCCCGCAAGUUGGUAUGACGAGAUGCGGCGCGAGCCACGGCUGUCCGCACGCCGCCUCGUCCUCGAGGUGUCAAGGCCUGCCGGGUUGCCUCUGGUCAAGACGAUUGGCUCAGGGAUGACAUGGCCCGUGCGUGCCCGGCCAGGAAUCGACAAGUGCAGGCAUGGCAAGGCCCCGUGGGGGACCGACUCAGAGCGGUCCUAGCCUUGGUAGCCCGAGGGAGGAGGCCCUACCAGAGGCCAACGGCGCCGCUGAGCCCCUUGCGCAGUGAAUGCGCAGCUGCUCGACAUAUCGUCAAGCGCGACGCGGCCCGCUGCAUUGUCGCCAAACUGUCAAAAUGCCACCACUCCCCUCACCUCGACACCUGGCUCGAGUCCUCUGUUUGCCUCGUACUGUCCUCAAAAAUUUCCUUGUUUUUUUUUAGCGUCCACCGCGACGCCUGUGGCUCUCUGUUCGUUACCGUCGACUUGACCGGCCUCGAGGUACAUAUAUGCGGCUUACACACCUGUUUGGUACUUACACCGAGUCCAGCCCUACCAGAGCCGUGGCAGCCUGGAGCUAGGCUGACGUCGAAUCCUCCCGCCCUCGACUUAUAUGGCCGUGGCCUGCUGUUGCAACCGUACCCGAACGCCCCCCCGUCAGCCCGCACUCUGUCGCUGGUAGCCCGUCACACACUGACUACGCCGCUGCUUUCUCCCCUCCCUCCCCCUCGGAAGGAAGGCGCUGGCUGCCUGCACAAGCCGCCCAGUUAACGCGAGGUUCACGAACCCCUCUCAUGACACGUCAAGUCAUAGCAUCGGUGCUCCUUACUCCAAUCCUCGACUCCUCUGACCAAGACUCUUCUUUGUGGGUUCUUGUUCACAACGCUCACUAUUUCUCACGGACCUACCUGGUU